CCGUGACACUCUAAAACAUAAUCGUCUCCAAUCAACGUGGCUGGUGUGUUCUGGCCGAUUUGGCGUCUGAAAUCUGCCUCCUUGUGUUUAUGUGUUUGUGUGGCUGUGUGUCUGCCCCUCCUACCCUCACUCUGCUCAGUGACAGAAGCCGUUUUGGUUUGUUUUUUUUUUAAUCUGGUGCGCUCAUGGUCCGCUGGUCGCUGGGGAGAAAGACGCACCGGGAGGAUCGACGCACAAGCCCACAGCCAGAAAAUGACCGUAGAAAGAAUAUUCGACGAGAUCGGUCAUUUCAAAAGAUUUCAGGCAUGUCUGUACUUUGCAGCCAUCUUCCAGGCCAUAGCCUGUGGAAUCCACUACCUGGCCUCUGUUUUCCUAGUGGAUACUCCAAACUUUGUGUGCGGUGUGCCCGGCAACAUCACCGAUGCCCUGUACUAUAACCUUACAGGGCAUAGUUUGGAAGACAUCCUGCCAGUCUUUAAAGGAGGGACUGGACCCUUGGUGGUGAAAACAACUGACGGAGAACAGUGGGAGCUCAGCCAGUGCCACCACGCCCUGCGCAUUAAUCCCAAAGGCUUUUCAUACGACUUUCUUGGCAACAAAACAGUGAAAGCUUGUGAUGGGAACUUUGUUUUCGACCACACUGAAAUUCAGCAAAGCAUAGUGACAGACUGGGACUUGGUGUGCGAGAGACAGUGGCUUGCAAAGCUGUGCCAACCCACCUUCAUGCUGGGGGUGCUGAUUGGAGCGCUUGUGUUUGGGGACAUUGCUGACAGAGUCGGCCGUGUUAGGAUUCUGAUAUUCACCAGUCUCUGUCAGUUUGGGUUCGGGGUGGCUGUAGCAUUCUCUACAAACUUCCAUUUCUUUGUGGUGCUACGCUUCCUUCUCGCCAUGGUGUCCAGUGGCUACCUUGUGGUAGUGUUUGUCUAUGUCACAGAGUUCACUGGCAUCAAGGUACGCACAUGGACCUCCAUGCAUGUGCAUGCAGCCUUUGCGGUCGGCGUCAUGGUAGUGGCUCUGACUGGCUACCUAGUGCGGGUCUGGUGGAUCUAUCAGAUCAUCCUCUCUUUAUGCACCUCACCCUUCCUGCUCUUUUGCUGGACGUUCCCCGAGACACCCUUUUACUUGAUAGCUAAGGGCCGUUACAAGGAUGCUCAGACCCUGCUGGAGGCGAUAGCUCGAUUCAACGGCCUUGAAUGCAAGCUGAAGGUGGAAGAGCUCCUGGAGCCAGAGGAGAGUAAGAACGGCAGAGCUCUGCUGAAGCAGGAAGCAGAAGAGGAGAGGCCCUCGCAGUCUAAAAAGAAACUGUCCAUUUUGGAUCUGUUUGGGAGCUGGAGGAUGGCGGGCCGUACAUGCACAGUGUGGGCCAUCUGGUUCAUCGGCAGCUUGGGCUACUAUGUCUUCUCAUUGGGCUCAGUCAACUUAGGAGGAAACCAGUAUAUUAACCUCUUCAUUGCUGGUGCAGUGGAGCUCCCCGCUUAUAUGCUUGGCUGUUUUGCAAUGGACCGAAUUGGAAGGAAGAGGACUUGUGCACCAUCUCUGCUCCUGGCCGGUGUUGCUUGUAUGCUCAUCAUUGUGGUGCCUGCUGACAUUGAGGUACUAGCCAUCGUUCUCAGUAUGGUAGGGAAGUUUGCCAUCGCCAUUGCCUUUGGUCUCAUCUACCUGUACACCUGUGAGCUUUACCCGACCAUCAUCAGGUCUCUGGCUGUCGGUAGUGGCAGUAUGAUGUGCCGUGUUGGCAGUGUAGUGGCCCCCUUCUGUGUGUACCUGGCUGAUGUCUGGGUCUACCUACCGCAGCUCAUUGUGGGAAUCCUGGCAUUCAUUGUUGGAGUGCUUACACUGUUGUUACCCGAGACCCUGGGCACACCCCUAACAAAUACUCUGGAAGAGGCUGAAGCUCUGGGACGCAAGCCCAGCAGGAACAAGGAUGGGUUGGAGAUGAACUACCAUGAAGCAAAGGCCUGAACUGUACACUCCAGGAAAACCGGAGAGACAGACACACACAGAGAGGUGCUUUGGAAAAACAGAAUGGAGGGAAGAGAAAGGAGAUGAUGGCUGCAAACACUACAUCUACACAAAUAAUGUAGUACAUCUCAAAUAUUUUAUUUUGUCUAUCCAAACAAUACAGGCAUAGACAGGUGACAAAUUUUUUUAUCACUACCCGUUACUUUUUUUAAAAUCUCAGGACAUUCACUUUUGGAUGUCACUGUGAAACUAUCCAGUGGCUCCUGUAGGAUUAUAUUUUACAGUGUGCACAAGAACUGCAGAUGGCAGCAUAUUGCUGCCACCAUGAGAAACAGUAUGCUAAAUAUAAUAUUUAGCUAUGAAACUUUCACAUUCAAACAUGAUACUGGGGUAAGUGACAGUGGCACACAAUCUGACUUGCAGCAUCUCAGUAGCUCAUUCACUUCAGCAGCCUCUCCCUCAUCAACUCCCUGCCAUACCAACUUUCCACACAGUGACCAACAUUGCUCUUAGGAAGUGCCCUCCACCCAGUCUUUGAGAAUCACUGCUCUGACACUUAAACCCACUGACAAUAAUUAGCACACAAAAUAAAUCAUGAAUGCAGCUCAUGAGCUGUGAUAAAUAAAAAAUACCCUGCACCUGUCCUGAUGAUAUUACAGGCAAUGCUGCCAGCAGGAAAUUCAGUGGGUGCGCUGCUGUCACUCUCUCCAAGUUGUGCAGGGCUCACGUUAGGGAACAGAAAUGAUAUGAUCCACUCUAGGGGUGUGUGACAUUAUAAUUGAUAGAUCUUUGGGCCAUAAAUUUGAAAGUAUAUUUCUCUAUAAACUAUACUAUAUGUUGAUUGUUCAAUGACCACUAGACGGAAAAAUUGAGCAAAUUCAUUUUAAAUAAUGUACGCACUGUGCUUACAGGAUUACAGCUGCAGUUGCCACCGACUCAACUCUGUCCGUCCAUUGAAAUGCCACUGCAGAGCUUUAAAGCCACUCCAGCUAACUCAACCGUUAGAGAACGAGUUAGAAUCAAAGCAAACUCAACCCCUUCUCUUCUCCCUCCGCUCCUCCUUGUCCCUCCUGACCUGUCUGUGAAUCUAUGUCAUAUGUGACAACUACAUUUUAGCAACAUCUCACUUAAAUGCUACAUGGACUGAUGUGUUAUGUCCAUCAUAAACAAAUGUGCCAGUUUCCGCUAAAUGGAAAACAAAUAGUGAAGUAUGUUGGUGUCCUAGAUUUCUCCAUGCAAUCUAGGUGCUAGACAUACAGCACUGUACAGGUUCAAGGAUCAAGGUGUCAUCUCCAGAUGUUUGGACCACGGACUGAAAUGAAGCACAGUGUGGAGAUGCAUUUGACUGCUCAGCAGUACUGAAGGACACUAUAGAUUUCUGUCUUAUAUCAAACAGUCACAUGGUGCUUUGAUCCAAAGGAGAACAAAUUCAAGACAAUCAGUCUGAACAGUGAUCAUCACUGUACUCAGGUUCA
This is a messenger RNA of Monopterus albus (swamp eel), 3437 nucleotides long. RefSeq names its product solute carrier family 22 member 16 (gene slc22a16). The coding region runs from base 253 to 1962 and encodes 569 amino acids. Gene Ontology annotation, cellular component: membrane. The transcript is spliced from 8 exons. NCBI's taxonomy places the organism in Eukaryota, Metazoa, Chordata, Actinopteri, Synbranchiformes, Synbranchidae. The record is from RefSeq and is a predicted model, not a curated record. Gene Ontology annotation, molecular function: transmembrane transporter activity. Gene Ontology annotation, biological process: transmembrane transport.